This is a messenger RNA of Trichogramma pretiosum, 660 nucleotides long. RefSeq names its product cytochrome c oxidase assembly factor 6 homolog. Lineage: Eukaryota; Metazoa; Arthropoda; Insecta; Hymenoptera; Trichogrammatidae. The record is from RefSeq and is a predicted model, not a curated record. Gene Ontology annotation, biological process: respiratory chain complex IV assembly. The coding region runs from base 264 to 575 and encodes 103 amino acids. Gene Ontology annotation, cellular component: respiratory chain complex IV; mitochondrion. The transcript is spliced from 4 exons.
UAAGGGGGGUCCCCUAACCUAUCAAUAUUUUAGUCAGCAUAAGCGAAAUACUAAAUUAGUAACUGCUGAGUUUUACUGAAUGUAGACUAUAUCUAGCAAGCAUUUUUACAUAAUGUUGCAGAAACGAUUGAAAAUUUGAGCUGAUUGUUUACAUACAUGCAAUAGUAAUCUUCGUUUGUUGUUAGUGAAAAUAAUAGUGCACCGUUUUGGGAUUAUUCUCAACAGAAUUAGACACUCAAUUGAAAUUUUCUUAGAACAGAAAAAUGUCUUUUCCAAAUAAGGAAGAUCGAAAAAAAUGCUGGGAUAACAGAGAUGCAUAUUGGACAUGUCUAGAUACAAAAAAAUCAGAAGAUAUGUGCACAGAAUUUAGAAAAUUAUAUGAACAAUUUUGUCCAUCACAGUGGGUAAAACACUUUGACAAAAGAAGAGGAUAUUUAGUUUUUAAGGAAAAAUUAGAGAAAGAAGGUUUUGCAAAAGAUAUCGAGAGUCAAGUACCAUCCAGCUGUUCUGACUUGAUACUUCGAAGACGAUCAUUUCAUGCCUUCUCACCACGAAGAUUCAGUACAAUUAAUUGAAUUUUUACAAAACCGCAUAAAGUAUUACUACAGAGUAACUAGAGCAGAUAAUAACCUAUGAUUGUUUAGAUGAAAUAAAUAAUUA